GGAAUGUGUUUUGUGUUAUUCUGUCUGAGCAGGUAUUUGUGAUGAUAGAUCUUGAGAAGAUCUUUCCGACGCAACAAGAAUCGCUUCAAUCGGAGCAAGAACGCGAAAGCUAUGAAGAUUCAAAGUUCAUGAGCUUGCGUUACAAUUGCGGCGGUUACAAAGUGAAGUUGUAGGUGGUGUUCUAAAGGUUGGAUGUGACUUCCGCUAAGGGGAAACUCUGCCGAAAUUUCGUGGGCGCCGACACUUGUGAAAAUAUCGAGGGAGCUGAGUGUGGACAGCAAAGGGGAGCUGAAAUUCGUCAUUUCCCAACGAGAAGAUGAAUGAGAGAGGAGGAGAUGCUAAUGGAAGAGGAGCUGUACCUGAGAAGACAAAUGUUCGAGCACAUCAAGGAUCUUGUGGAAGCGGAUGAUUCGUGUCCAAGGGCGUGGAAACUACUACGCGAUGUGAUUCAGCCCAACACUCUCCCGAUGGUGAUCGUGCUCGAGAAGGAACUUGCUGCCAUCUCCAUGCAACCAGGGGACGAUGUGAAGCCGGUCCUUAACAAGAUCAAGGACACCUAUGCAAGGAUGGCAGCAGCGGGCAGCAGUGUAUCUCAGCUGCAGCAGUGCACCAAGAUCAUCUCGGUGAUGGACAACUCUUGGGACAACCUCAUCCCCACCCUCAACUCUCAGCAAGAUCAAUGGACACCUGAGUGGCUAAGGCAACAGAUUCUGCAGGAGGACUUCCGCAGACGCCAUGUGGGAGGCGGUGCACAAGGUGAAGGUGCACAAGGUAAUGCCUAUCCUGGUUUGUUUCUUAUGGUUGAGAAUGUGCAUGGGCAUGAGGGUGAUGUGGGAUCUGUGGGAAAGGUUGUGAUGCACCCUCUCACGCACUGGAAGAGUAAGGCCGAAGUGACCUUUGGACCAACCAGCUGCCGUGCUAAGCUUGGGAAGAAGGUGCUGUGGAGUCUGGAAGAGGAGACCAGCUGCAUCAAGGACCUAUGGCAGCUGCCCAUCAUCCCUUGGAAUGGGAAGACUCCAACAGCAGCAACGGCAGCAGCGGCAAAGGCAACUGCAGGAGGAGAUGCAACUGCACCAACUGAUGGGGAUCACAAGGGGUGGCUGCUAUGGGACUUGACCACCCAGAAGUUGACAGUGUCAAGGGAUGUGAAGUUUCUUGAGUCCCUAUACUACAAGGAAUGGAAGCAGCAGCAACAGAAGCUUCCAUCUACACCGCUAAUUGUGGAGGCAGAUGAGAUUGAGGAAGAUGAGAUCGCUCAUUGCUACUGGGCACCAAUCCCUGAGCCCAAGACUCGAGAGGAGGCCUUGAAUGGACCAAAUGGGGAGAAGUGGAAGGCGAGUGAGGAUGAGGAGUUCGGGUCCCUGAUUGAGAACGAGACAUGGGACCUGUGUGACUUGCCUCCUGGGAAGAAGGCAAUCACUUCCAAGAUGAUCUACAGGCACAAGUAUGGACCUGAAGGGGAGCUGACCCGCUACAAGUCUAGGCUUGUGGCACGGGGGUUUCAGCAAACAAAGGGGAAGGAAUAUGAUGAGAGGAAGUACUGUGAGGGGCUGGCUGAGAAGUAUGGGCUGCAAGAUGGGGGAAAGCCAGCAACACCACUACCUUCAGGGUUUACUGUAGAGCCAUGUUCUGAUGAGGAGGUAGUGGGUGAGAGUGACAGGAAGCUGUUUCAUUCGAUGGUUGGGUCGCUGAACUAUGCUGCAAAUCAUACACGGCCUGACAUUGCAUUUGCUACAUCACGGUAUUUGUGAUGAUAGAUCUUGAGAAGAUCUUUCCGACGCAACAAGAAUCGCUUCAAUCGGAGCAAGAACGCGAAAGCUAUGAAGAUUCAAAGUUCAUGAGCUUGCGUUACAAUUGCGGCGGUUACAAAGUGAAGUUGUAGGGUGACUCUAUAUUGAUUUGGGACCUUUGGGGUUGGGGAAAUUCGUCACUCUACUGUAACAGCUGCAAAUUGGUUGGGAACAACCAAGCUAGGUUGGCAAGGGUGGCCAACUUGGAUGGAUUGGUUAGGAAGGGACAAAGGUCAAAGUUGAGGUUCCUAUAGGGAGGGAAUCUUUGUGCGUAUGGGGUUUCCUUGGUUGGGGACUCUCUUGGGACCUUCCCUCUCAUCCCUCUCUUCUAUCCCAACCUUUCUCU
Messenger RNA from Closterium sp. NIES-67, 2136 nucleotides. The record is from the annotation of a GenBank genome assembly. Lineage: Eukaryota; Viridiplantae; Streptophyta; Zygnematophyceae; Desmidiales; Closteriaceae.